AUGGCAUACAGUCACCAUGUUUCAAAAUAUGUCAUGAUCAUCCUCCCUCUUCUGUCAGGUGUUCUUCUUGUAGGGAUCUCUUUUGCGGAGAACGGUCAAAAGACGGUUGGCAAUUGGCUAGAAAUCGCUAGCCCAGACGAUCCAGUUGUGAUAGAGGUAGGAAAGUUUGCAGUUGAAGAACACAACAAAGAGGCAAAUGAUACUUUGAAGUUUGUCGACGUUACAAAGGGUGACACCCAAAUUGUGGGUGGCAUGAAUUGGCGGCUAGCUAUUGAGAUUGAAAAUAAUAGUUCGAUUAAGAACUGCCAAGUUUUUGUUUAUGAUCAACCUUGGGAAAAUGUUAGGAAACUGGUGUCAUUUAAAAUCAUCGAAUGA
Molecule: messenger RNA, 375 nt
Organism: Helianthus annuus (common sunflower)
Lineage: Eukaryota; Viridiplantae; Streptophyta; Magnoliopsida; Asterales; Asteraceae
Product: cysteine proteinase inhibitor 1
Exons: 1
Coding region: 1-375 (124 amino acids)
Molecular function (GO): cysteine-type endopeptidase inhibitor activity
Source: RefSeq, a predicted model, not a curated record